UGUCGCUCAACUACAUAGAAACACAAGCGUUGUAUCAAAUCGUUGGACUUCCUGCCUAGAACAGUUCAGUACAGGAAGAAAAAAAUAAUGGCGACGCUUCAAGGGUCCCAGUCCCCUUGGACUGGAGGAAAACGGAGAAAAUGCAAUGGCAAUAUCGUCACGAAAAUCACAGCUUGUCAAAUUACAGGCCACGGGUUCAACCGAGGCACUCAGCUCCCUGGAAUCCUGCUGGAGGAAAGGGACAGGCGAGUCAAGUGGCAUGGCAUCCCUACCAUGCUGCAGAAACUUCAUGACAGCAGUCAUCCAAACAGCGACCUCUCCCAUGCCCACAGCCUACUCAAGGUAUUGUUGUCCCAACUCUCCAUGGAGGCCAUGUCUUUCGUCACGGAGGACAGAAAGACCGCUCAGGAAUCCACCUUCCCCAAUACGUACACCUUUGAACUGUUUGGGGGCGUGGACCUGCUCGUGGAAAUCUUGAUGAGGCCCACCGUCACUAUGCAUAAUAGUAAAAACCAAAUGAAUGAUGACUUGGUGAAGGACUGCCUUAGUGUGCUUUACAACUGCUGUAUGUGUACGGAGGGGGUUACCAGGAGCCUGGCGGCCCGGGAUGACUUUGUGCUGUUCCUCUUCACCCUGAUGAACAACAAGAAGACCUUCCUGCAGACCGCCACCCUCAUCGAAGACAUCCUGGGGGCCAAAAAGGAGAUGAUCCAGCUGGAGGGCAUCCCCAACCUGUCCGGCCUGGUCCAGAGCUUCGACCAGCAGCAGCUGGCCAACUUCUGCCGCAUCCUGUCCGUCACCAUCUCGGAGCCCGACGUGGGCAACGAUGACAAGCACACCCUGCUGGCCAAGAACGCCCAGCAGAAGAAGAACAACACCCCCUCACGCGCCGAGGUCAACCAGGUGGCGCUGCUGAACAUCCCAGGCUUCAUCGAGCGCCUGUGUAAGCUGGCCACCAGGAAGGUGUCGGAGGCCACGGGGGCCUCCAGCUUCCUGCAGGAGCUGGAGGACUGGUACACGUGGCUGGACAACGCCCUGGUGCUGGACGCCCUCAUGCAGAUGGCCUCGGAGGAGACCGAGCAGAGCAGUACAGAGUCCUCAGACGAGAGCUCCCUCGCCACCAGCCCUCUCCGCCACCACCUACCCCAGUCCAUGAAGAUCGUCCAUGAGAUCAUGUACAAGGUGGAGGUGCUCUACGUGCUGUGUGUGCUGCUCAUGGGCCGCCAGAGGAACCAGGUGCACAAGAUGCUCGCUGAGUUCCGUCUCAUUCCGGGACUCAACAACUUGUUUGACAAGCUCAUCUGGAGGAAGUACACUGCCUCCAACCACGUGGUGCACGGCCAGAACGAGAACUGUGACUGCAGCCCGGAAAUAUCGUUUAAAAUCCAGUUCCUGCGGUUGCUGCAGAGUUUCAGCGAUCACCACGAGAACAAGUACCUGCUGCUGAACAGCCAGGAGCUGAACGAGCUCAGUGCCAUCUCCAUGAAGGCCAACAUCCCCGAGGUAGAGGCCCUGGUCAACACGGACCGCAGCCUGGUGUGUGACGGCAAGAAGGGCCUGCUCACCAGGCUGCUCACCGUCAUGAAGAGGGAGCCCCCAGACUCCUCCUUCAGAUUCUGGCAGGCGAGGGCUGUGGAGAGCUUUCUGCGUGGGGCCACGUCCUACGCAGACCAGAUGUUCCUCUUGAAGAGAGGACUGCUGGAGCACAUCCUGUUCUGCAUCAUCGACAGCGGCUGCACCUCCAGAGACGUUCUGCAGAGCUACUUCGACCUGCUCGGGGAGCUCAUGAAGUUCAACAUCGACGCCUUCAACCGCUUCAACAAAUACGUCAACACGGAGGAGAAGUUCCAGACCUUCCUGACCCAGAUCAACAGCUCCCUGGUGGACUCCAACAUGCUGGUGCGCUGUAUCGUCCUCUCCCUGGACCGCUUCGAGAACCAGACGGAAGACGUUAAAGUGGUGGAGGUCCUGUCUGAGUGCUGCCUGCUGUCCUACAUGGCCCGGGUGGAGAACAGGCUCACCUUCCUCUUCAGACUGGUCAACAUCAUCAACGUCCAGACGCUCACACAGGAGAACGUGAGCUGUCUCAACACCAGCCUGGUCAUCCUGAUGCUGGCCAGGAGGAGGUCCAAGCUGCCCUUCUACCUGGACGCCCUGCGCGAGAAGGAGUACGCCGAGAAGUACCCCGGCUGCCUGCUCAACAACUUCCACAACCUGCUGCGCUUCUGGCAGCGCCACUACCUCAACAAGGACAAGGACAGCACCUGCCUGGAGAACAGCUCCUGCAUCCCCUUCAGCUACUGGAAGGAGACGGUGUCCGUCCUGCUGGGCGUGGACAGGACCUCCUCGUCCGCCAUCGCCAGCUACAUCGACGAGCCCUACAUGGACCUGGACACGGACCCCCUGGAGGAGUGACCAGCAUAGCCCCUCCCCCUGCCCCCAUCCCCCACCCCCCCCCCCCGACCCCCGACCCCCCACACUGUCAAAGUUCUCAUGUUGGAGGCGGUGGGCGUGUGGACAGAUGGCGCCCAUCGGACUCCUUAAUGUGGCGAGGGCGCCUGGGCCGAGCGCAGACCACGGGUUGUACUGUGUCCCACGGGACGGCGCCACCGUCUGGACGGGAGGGCCGAGGAUGCUGCCGCGCAUCCUUCUCAUGACCCCCCCCCCCCCCCCCCCCCCCGGGGUGACCGAAGAGCACCCACCUGGCCAUCGUAUCCUCACCCUGCAGGCUCUUGGCGGUCGCCCCCCCCCCCCCCCGCCCCCGCAGUAGACUUCUUAAUGGACCUCGGGCGACGCCCCCGUGAAGGCUGUGUGCUUUAGGGGGGGGGGACGGGGGGGCGUUGGAUAUAAACUAAAUGUCAGCUUUUACGAAAGAUUUCUGUAAAAAAAAAAAUACAAAUAUGAAAGCGUACACUAAACAUAUUAUAUGAUGGGUGGGGAGGGGGGGGUACUUCAUGUCUUACGAGGACUUUUGGAGAGAGCCCGCCAAGGGCUGAUUGUGUGCCACAGGCUCGUCUAUCAGAUGUUGUUAGCCCUAGACCACAUCACUCCCCCCCCCCCCACGUGGUCUCUUGGGUGGUCCGGGCCUCGGGGCGCCCGUGUUUUCCUUUGACGGUUAAUUCUCGUUGGUGGCGACCGACUGGAGGCUCUGUGGCCACGCUGUGCCCCUCUAGGUAGCUCACUGAUCGUCAUGGAGAUGGUUACACUAAUUCACAAACGACAUCCGCCUCUGUUGUGGCUUCACAUGCUUUAUCCAGGGACUUUAUUUUUCAGAUGUGUGUGUGUGUGUGUGUGUGUGUGUGUGUGUGUGUGUGUGUGUGUGUGUGUGUGUGUGUGUGUGUGUGUGUGUGUGUGUGUGUGUGUGUGUGUGUGUGUGUGUGGUUGCCUGCGUGUGUGUGUGGUUGCCUGCGUGUGUGUGUGGUUGCCUGCGUGUGUGUGUGGUUGCCUGCGUGUGUGUGUGUGGUUGCCUGCGUGUGUGUGUGGUUGCCUGCGUGUGUGUGUGAGUGCGUGAAUUCAUUUUGAGAAAAAAACAUUUUUAGCUUGAUGCAUUGUAGAAUAAAACCUUGCACAGAAUAAACUGUUUUAACUGUAGCUCAAACGCUUUUGUUUAAAAAAGGAAAAGUAAAAAAAAUCCAUGUUUUCUUGAUCAAAUUUUGCAUCCAUGUUGUGAGAGAUGGUUUGCUACGGGGAAUAAACUAUGCAGGCUCUAGUGUU
Molecule: messenger RNA, 3714 nt
Organism: Gadus macrocephalus (Pacific cod)
Lineage: Eukaryota; Metazoa; Chordata; Actinopteri; Gadiformes; Gadidae
Gene: trpc4apa
Product: transient receptor potential cation channel, subfamily C, member 4 associated protein a
Exons: 18
Coding region: 88-2415 (775 amino acids)
Biological process (GO): ubiquitin-dependent protein catabolic process
Cellular component (GO): Cul4A-RING E3 ubiquitin ligase complex
Molecular function (GO): phosphatase binding
Source: RefSeq, a predicted model, not a curated record